Molecule: messenger RNA, 600 nt
Organism: Miscanthus lutarioriparius
Lineage: Eukaryota; Viridiplantae; Streptophyta; Magnoliopsida; Poales; Poaceae
Source: the annotation of a GenBank genome assembly
AUGGCCGAUCUUGCACUGGGUGGCCUGGAGAGGAUCGUCAAAGCUGGCCUGAAGAUCAAGAAGGCGGUGGAGACAGUCCACCAGAACAAGAAGGGGUGUAGAGACGUCCAAACGUGCGUGGCCAGAGUCACUGCUCUCUUGUCGUGGCUAAAAGAGGGCGCAAUGAUGCACCACCCAUCAUUUACGGGGCCACUGGAUGAUCUAGCGGAAAGCAUGGAGGAGGCCCUGGAGCUCAUCACGGACUGCCAGCAGAGAAGCGCCUUGCGCCAUCUGUUGGGGGCUAGGGACAUGGCCAAGCAGUUGUGUCGGGUGCAAGAAGAUAUACACAACAAACUGACGACGGUGAUGUUGGCCACCAAUAUCCUCAACCUCAAGAUCAGCGUUUCUGUGACAAACACUCUUCAUUACGUCGGCGCUCAUCCUCCACUCCUACUGCCACAGGCAUGUGUAAUCUCCUCACUUCACCUCGGCACACACUGCACUAGUUCCAAUCGAGUGUUUCGUUGUUGUGUAAAUAAGGUGCUAGGAUGCUGGAAGGCUGAAUUCAAAUAUGAGUCAUUCAACUACGGAUGGUAUCAGGUGCCAAACUUGAAAGUGUAA